Molecule: messenger RNA, 930 nt
Organism: Paraglomus brasilianum
Lineage: Eukaryota; Fungi; Glomeromycota; Glomeromycetes; Paraglomerales; Paraglomeraceae
Source: the annotation of a GenBank genome assembly
AUGAGUCUUUUACCCUCAUACUCACAAAACGAUCCAUUACAACAAUCACAUACUUCUGAUAUAAGUCCAAAUUUAUCCUGUUAUCCCGUUACUCCGCCUCAACCAGUGCUGACAAUACCGCCUCCAAUCGAUCCGCCCGCUUAUUCGCCACCUGAUGUUAUAGUAAAUAUCACACAAAAUCAAAACCGAGAAGAAGAGAGUAGUAAGAACAUAGUACAAGGAGAAAACAUAAAAUUAAGAUCUUACAAGGCUUUUUACUAUUUAAUGGCAUGCGUUUACGGUUUUACCUUGGUUAUAAGUUGUAUUAUAAUAAACAACUUUCUCAAACUUGCUGUUUGUCCAAUAGCAAGUAUAAAAAUAUUCGGGAUCGGAUUCGGAUUAGAAAUAUUACAUCGAAUAUUUGAAAUAUUACUAAUUAAAUGGAGUAAUGGCGGCGUAACCCAGAUAAGAAGUUUAGCCAUGUUUUUCGGCAAGAAAGACGCAUACAACGCAUUUAGUACAAAGACGUUAGAUACAGAACAGACUUUCCGACUCCAAGCAUAUAACGACCUGGUAUUUUUCGUUUUUGCCAGCUGUUCUAUAUUGUCGGCAUAUUUACUUCCAAAAGACGUAUUUGCUGAAUUUGAGAUGGACUACAUCCUACUAGUCAGUCUUUUUGCAAUCCAUCUUCUACUGAAAACGGAAGCGACUUCGAAGAUAAUAAUUCUGAUAAUAGCUGUUGUAAUAGUAGCUGGGGUAAUUGUGGUAAUGGUUACGGUUAUUAUGGAGGUUGUACUAGUUGUGGCGAUUGUAGCGAUUAUGGCGGCAGGAAUAAUUUUGGUGAUUGCGGUGAUUGCGGUGACUGUGGCAAUUGUGGCAAUUGUGGGGAUUGCGGUGAUUGCGGUGAUUGCGGUGACUGUGGCAAUUGUGGCGAUUGUUGCUUGCUGUUAA